AUGGACGUGUACGGUCUUCCGGGUAUGCACCAGGAACUAAAAGUGGAACUAGCGGCUGGAUCGUUCGAAUGCUUCCAUCAACGUCUACAGAAAGAUGCAAAGUUUUCUCUCUUCUUUGAAGUUUUAAAGGGGGCAGACAAGAACAUAGAUUUUGAAAUAAUUCAACCCGAUGGCAUGUCCUUACAAAACUUUCAGUGGACAAACGAAGGACAAGUUAACACUCGUGUUCCACUAGAUGGUGUAUACACAGUCUGCAUGGACAACAGGUUGAGUCGAUACUCCAACAAAAUUGUAUUCCUGUUCAUGAACUCCUAUUUUGAAGCUGAUUGGGAGAAGUUGUCAAAGGAUAUACAGGACUUGUAUGACGGGGUUGCCAAUGUCACUCAUUAUUUCUCAAUCCUCGAUGAAAAUGUAAAGAAGAUGAUGGGCUAUAAAUCACAGAAUGUCCACCAGAUCCUAAAGGACUGGUAUCUGAUCUCAGACAACAACAAACACGUCCAAAGGAUGUCCAUAAUAUUAUGCGCUGUCAUCAUCCUAACUUCAGUUCUUCAGGUAAUUUUCGUUAGGAAAUUGUUUACUGUUCCUAAAACAACACCCACGUCCAAACCUAGGGCAUAG
Helobdella robusta is the source of this 618-nucleotide messenger RNA. RefSeq lists its product as hypothetical. Lineage: Eukaryota; Metazoa; Annelida; Clitellata; Rhynchobdellida; Glossiphoniidae. The record is from RefSeq and is a predicted model, not a curated record. The coding region runs from base 1 to 618 and encodes 205 amino acids. Gene Ontology annotation, biological process: endoplasmic reticulum to Golgi vesicle-mediated transport; intracellular protein transport; Golgi organization. The transcript is spliced from 4 exons. Gene Ontology annotation, cellular component: COPII-coated ER to Golgi transport vesicle; endoplasmic reticulum-Golgi intermediate compartment; endoplasmic reticulum.